Molecule: messenger RNA, 960 nt
Organism: Eremothecium gossypii ATCC 10895
Lineage: Eukaryota; Fungi; Ascomycota; Saccharomycetes; Saccharomycetales; Saccharomycetaceae
Gene: RCE1
Product: CAAX prenyl protease
Exons: 1
Coding region: 1-960 (319 amino acids)
Biological process (GO): CAAX-box protein processing
Cellular component (GO): endoplasmic reticulum membrane
Molecular function (GO): metalloendopeptidase activity
Source: RefSeq, marked provisional
AUGUUCCCCUCCAGCGCCACGCUCCUUUCCUUCUACGCCGCCACAUCAUAUGUUGCUGCCUUGUAUGUGUUCCCAGGCAGGCGUAUCUACGGCCAUGCUAGCCGGAACGAUCCAAAAGCGAUCUGGUAUGGGAUGAAAGCCGUGGGAUGUGGAGUCUUGGCAAACCUCCUGAUCAUUCCAUGGCUACAGAGCAGGCUGGCCAGUGAUGGCUUCAGCUUUGUCGAUUGCUUUUUCCGCCUCGGGCUUGUGCCGGGCGCGUAUGCCCACUUUCGCGGGCUGCAUUGGGACACACUGGCAUACGCCACCGAUAUUCUACGCGCACUCAGCAUCUUAGGCUCUCUGUACGCCGCGGACCUCCUCGAUAGCGCUGCAUACUACCUGCUUGUGCCUGACACGUCGCCGGUGGUGGAUCUGGUCGACCGCCUCUCGUGCACGACCGGGCUCCGGAACUACGUUUUCGGCCCGAUUACCGAGGAGCUAGUCUACACCUCCAUGGUACUGCAAAACUACCGCCUGCUGCAGCCCACCAUCUCGCGCGCCAUGCUCCUGCUGGCGACUCCUAUGUUCUUCGGCGUGGCACACGUACACCACGCGCGCCAGCUGCUCGCCACGGGCCACCGCCCCGCGCAGGUCGCACUCACGUCCAGUUUCCAGAUUCUCUACACGACCCUGUUCGGUACCUUCACCAACUACAUUUAUUAUCACACAGCUGGGAACCUUUGGGCCUGUAUACUGCUCCACGCCGUGUGCAACUACCUGUCAUUCCCUAGUCUGAGCUCUGACGUUUUCGCCGACUAUUGCGCGAAAGUCCCCCCAGCAUUACGUGCUCUGUGGAAAAUGCGCCUCCUGCAUGCAUGGGGCUACACAUAUCGCUUGUGUCUGCUCUGCGGCCUCUUAGCCUUCCUCGACGGCAUACGGACCUUUUCGUCCUCCGCCGGCGACUUGUUUCUUGACGCCUAA